AUGCAUAAGAAUCGAGGAUCAAUUGGAGAAUUACCUACUAUGCAAGAGGAUGUUGUUCUUUUAUCUAUGGCUGAUAAGGGGCUUUCAGUCCCGACAAGAAUGGUUUCCGAUCAAAGGUCCACCCAUGGAAGAGUUGAGGAGAGUUCAAGAACUAACAGUGACCCACCUGUUAGUGUAGAGAAUAUUGGCACUCAUGAUUACAUUCAAUGGGCAGUCGAGGAUGCCUCUAAUUUAGGUCAUGUAGAGAGGGUUUGCAAAAACAAAUUUGAUGCAAAUGAGAAGAUCACUAAUACAGCUGAGAAUGUUGAAGCUUCAAAAGAGCAACUCUUCAUGGCUACUUACAACAAUAUGACUGAUGAUGCACAAUGGCUGUUGGACAGUGGCAACUCGAAUCAUGUGACACCAAAUUCAUUGUUGUUCACUCAACUUGAUACAUGUUAUCAUUCUAGAGUGAAGAUUGGAAAUGGAAUGUACUUGAAUGUUGUUGGUAGACGAACAGUGGGCAUACAAACUCCAUCUAGUCAGAGGUAUGUUGAUGAUGUCCUUUUAGUUCCAGACAUACCACAUAACUUACUUGGUGUAGGACAGAUGAUCGAAAAACAUUAUACACUUGUUGACAGACCUGAAAAGCAACAUAUGAUUGGAGUGAAGUGGAUUUUCAUAAAUUUUCAUGGUACCUUAAACAAGUGCAAGGCAAGACUUGUUGCCAAGGGUUAUUCUCAGCUACUAAGUGUUGAUUUCCUGCAUACUUUUGCACUAGUAGCUAGAUAUGAAACCAUUCGAUUGCUAUUGGCUAUUUUAGUUGCAUUUGGUUGGAAAGAAUAUCAUUUUGAUGUUAGGUCAACCUUCCUGAAUGGUACACUACAAAUAGAGGUUUAUGUUGAGCUACCAAAAGGAUUCAAGAUUGAAUUAGAAACUGGUAAAGUUUACAAGUUGCAUAAGGCUUUGUAUGGAUUGAAGCAGGCUCCUCGCACCUAG
Molecule: messenger RNA, 978 nt
Organism: Theobroma umbraticum
Lineage: Eukaryota; Viridiplantae; Streptophyta; Magnoliopsida; Malvales; Malvaceae
Source: RefSeq, a predicted model, not a curated record